Messenger RNA from Symbiodinium natans, 1578 nucleotides. The record is from the annotation of a GenBank genome assembly. Lineage: Eukaryota; Dinophyceae; Suessiales; Symbiodiniaceae.
AUGGACCUGGUGGGCGUCGCGAUCCUUAGCGCGUGCCUGCUGCAAGCGAUCACGCUUGUGCUGCUGGCGGCCUAUGUCGGCCGGCUCCUUUGCAGGGGUACUUCCCUGCGAGGGCUGCUGUCUUGGCUGGCGGGCCUCUUCGCUAGCCAGCGGACGGACUUGGCGGACAUGAAGUUUCGGGAGGCACAGUGCAGGCUCCUGAGCUACGGCAGUGGCUUGCUGCUGCUGGGGUACUUUAUAUGGUUCUGCUCAAUGGAAUAUUACUACUUCCAGGGGCUCCCGGAGAUGGUUCCGGUGGUUCCGAUCCUGUCCUGCGUGGCGUUGUAUUCCCUCGGAUUGGUGUGGUUCACCUGCGGCACGGCCGUCGUCACCCCAAGGACCCUGGACUUGUGGACGACCAUGACCUUCCUCUGCAUUUCGGCACCACCCCUGCUGGACUCGGAUCCUGAGGAAACAAGCUUUACAGCACACCGGAGCUUGCUGACGCGGUUGGUGUGCUGUUUGGCCGCUCAGCGCUUUUGGCUGCCCUGCUCUUUGAACGCUCUGCAUGGGGCAGUCGUGCUUGUGCGCAUCAACGAGAGGCCCUUCGCGGAACAGGCCAGCGUACAAGUGAUCCUGCACUUUUCAGUCGCAUGCGUCGCAUACAUCGUGAGGCAGCUUGUGUAUACAAACAUUCGCACCUCGCUGGACCUGCGAAACAGCACGAUUGAGCUGAAAUCGGCCCUGCGACUUCUGCGAGGCUUUUGCGACGCAGUUGUGGAGCUGGAUGCGUGUCUGCAGCUGUGCGGCGAUGUCAGUCAGCUCACCACCAUGCUCCUGCAUGGAGGCGGAGCGUUCCCCUCGCGAAACGACUUCAUCAGCUACUUUUGCCCGGCUGAUCGUGAUCGCGUCGCGACAUGCUUACGAUCCGAGGACGCAUCGGACUCGCUCCCACAAGCGCUGAAUGCCAGGAUCAUGGACUCGCUCUCCAACCAAGUGGAGGUGGAGCUCUUGCACAUCCGCUUCGAGCAUCCGGAGGGGGUUCGGAAAUUGGUCGGAUUGCGCGAAUUCCCGGAUUCCUCCGCCGUGGCGCCCUUGGCGCAGCAGUCCCCCAGAUACCCUACACCGAUCGAAGCGGUGAUGCUCAUCGAAGUCCCGAGUUUUGAGGUGCUCGAGAUGGAGGGGCCCAUUGAAGAUGCCCUAAAAGCUCAUGGCUUGGCUACAGAUGCCCAGCUCAGGGACAGGGAGGGGUCCCAGCUCUCUCUUUCGGAGCUCUUCAACAGGAGGGAGCUCGCAAAGUUGCAGCGUGUGGUGAACCAGUGCAACCGUGAGGGUAACGAGGCCCGGAUCCUGGAUUUUGACCUCCGCCUCCAGUGGGGUAGGUCCCGGCGCAUGCGCUUGGAGUACGACUCGAUCUUGUCCACAUGGGUUGGAAGUCUCAUCUUGGAGAUACCCGUCGCCUCCGAGUUUGCCCCAUCCUUCCUUCAGACCAGGGUCAGCAAAAGGCGCAGUGACAGGAGGAAGAGGCAAUCCUCAAGAAGCUCUAGUGAAUCCAGAGAAGGGAGCGCGGCAAAGCUCCGCAGCAGUGUCUCACUCUAG